CCAUCAUUGGCAGGAAGGUGGACACGGGGGCACUGGCAGGACUGCACGCUCUCUCAGUUGUUGUUAUAGUGCGUGCUUUUUUCUCCAGAACACACUCACUGCAGAUGACCGUUCUCCUGAAGACAGCUUCACCCUGAACCCCGAGGACAGAAGAGAAUACCCUGAUCUCCAGGCUGCCCACCGGCCGUUCCCUAAGCAGCGAUUCAGGCAGGAAAAUGGGCAUACGUCCUUGCAAAGAGAUGGACCCAGAUCUUUCCUCCUGGAUCUCCCAAACUUCCCUGACCUGUCAAAAGCAGAUAUCAAUGGGCAGAAUCCCAACAUUCAGGUUACCAUUGAAGUGGUGGAUGGCCCCGACACCGAGACAGACAAGGAUCUGCAGAAAGAGAGCAGCAAGCCUAGCUGGCCAGUCCCAUCACCUGACUGGAGAAACUGGUGGCAGAGGUCCUCCACCUUGACUCGCAUGAGCAGCGGUGACCAGGACUACAAGUAUGACAGCACUACUGAGGACAGCAACUUCCUAAACCCUCUCGGUGGGUGGGAUAGUCAUGCACCCAGUCACCGGACAUUUGAGUCCAAGGAGCAGCCAGAGUAUGAUUAUAUUGAUGGUGAGGGAGACUGGAGCCCGUGGUCCCUUUGUAGCGUCACCUGUGGGAGCGGCAAUCAGAAGCGAACGAGGUCCUGCGGGUAUGCCUGCACUGCCACUGAGUCACGGACCUGCGACAGGCCCAACUGCCCAGGGAUCGAAGAUACCUUCCGGACAGCCGCCACAGAAGUGAGCUUACUUGCAGGAAGUGAAGACUUCAACGCUACCAAACUGUUUGAAGUUGAUACUGAUAGCUGUGAAAGAUGGAUGAGCUGCAAAAGCGAGUUCUUGAAGAAAUAUAUGCACAAAGUGGUCAACGAUCUUCCCAGCUGCCCAUGCUCCUACCCCAGAGAAGUUGCAUACAGCACUGCUGAAAUCUAUGAUCGAAUUAAGAGGAAAAACUUUCGCUGGAAGGAUGCAAGUGGUCCAAAGGAAAAACUGGAGAUCUACAAGCCCACUGCACGAUACUGCAUCCGCUCCAUGCUGUCUUUGGAAAGCACAACGCUUGCGGCACAGCACUGCUGCUAUGAUGAUAAUAUGCAGCUGAUUACCAGAGGGAAAGGGGCAGGUACACCAAACCUGAUCAGCAUCGAAUUCUCAGCAGAACUCCAUUACAAAGUGGACAUUCUGCCUUGGAUUAUAUGCAAAGGUGACUGGAGCCGAUACAAUGAAGCUCGGCCUCCAAACAAUGGGCAGAAGUGUACAGAAAACCCUUCAGACGAAGACUACUACAAGCAAUUUCAAGAAGCAAGGGAAUACUGAGAAGAUUUUCCUCCUCUUCAGGCACAAAAUAGCAUUCACUUCCUGGAUGCCAAAGAACUGAUAACGGCUGCUGCAUUGUCUCCUUGACAGGGGUUGAUCAGUUUCUUUCUAAUGAAUGUAUAUAGUUGUAAUAUAAUACAUAAGUAUUUUU
Fulmarus glacialis (Northern fulmar) is the source of this 1496-nucleotide messenger RNA. RefSeq names its product isthmin-1-like. Lineage: Eukaryota; Metazoa; Chordata; Aves; Procellariiformes; Procellariidae. The record is from RefSeq and is a predicted model, not a curated record. Gene Ontology annotation, biological process: negative regulation of angiogenesis.